UUGUUUUAUCCUAAGUAUAAUGCCUACAAGACGAUCUUCUAGAUCAUCAUCCUCUUCCCAGGGUGAUAAUGGAUCCCCUUCAGGGUCUGCUUCAACAUCACAAUCUGCAUCUGCAACAACACACGAUGGUCAGGCUCAUUGUCCCUUUAUUGGUUAUGAUGAAUGUCAUGAUGGGGUCGGGGGUAGGGGUUAUGCAAGAACUGCAAUUUACAGGCAUAUGAAAGAUAUGCAUUUCCCCAAUGAGGCGGCAAAGGAAACUUGCAGGGAGCGGAUACGUACCAAUAUGGACUGCUACAAUGCUUGGGAAAGGAUGUUGACUGGUAUGCAGUUGUGGCUGUGCAUUAAGUGCUUACACACACAUACAUGGAGAAAAGCGUGUCGUGAUCCAAGUCAUAUUUGUGAAGUUAUCAAUGGGCCUUUCAAUGGCUCCGGUGCUGAUUUUCUCAUCCAUGGAGCAACUAAACCACAAAGAUGCACAAACCAUAUUACAGGAGAUGGUCCAGAAUCAAGUAAACCUAACAGUGGAGAUGAUACAUUGCACAUUACAGUGGAGAUGCUUAAUACUAUCCUUCAGAGCCAAAUCCCUACAAUUGAAAAAGUUGAGUUACAUCCAUUACUCUGCUGAUAUACGUAUUCUCUCCUCUAACGGUGUUGCACCCUCAACUCCAGAUACUUUGCACGAGCUUCAGCAAAAACACCCACCUGCCCCAACACCUUACAUAUCUGCUGAAGAAAUCUCCACUCCUGCGCUGGCAAUUGAGGCUAAAGCUGUUUUAUCUGCUCUACGAAGUUUCCCUAAGGGAACCUCAUGUGGUAAAGACGGUCUUAGAGCUCAGUAUUUAUUAGAUGCACUAAGUGGUAAUGCUGCAGCUGUUGCAGAGGAUCUUUUACAGUCCAUAACAGGUGUCAUAAAUUUAUGGUUGGCAGGUAAG
This is a messenger RNA of Papaver somniferum (opium poppy), 932 nucleotides long. RefSeq lists its product as uncharacterized. The record is from RefSeq and is a predicted model, not a curated record. Lineage: Eukaryota; Viridiplantae; Streptophyta; Magnoliopsida; Ranunculales; Papaveraceae. The transcript is spliced from 2 exons. Bases 20 to 625 code for a protein of 201 amino acids.